AUGUACAAGUGUGUGUCGGGGGCGAGCAAAUUAAUUAGGGAAUACAAGAAGCAUCCAACCUCAGGAGCAAGAGUCAUCACUCCAGAGAUGCAACAAACUCUUGAUGAUGCUGAUAAAGCCAAGAAAUGGGGCAAACCAAAGCAUUUGAAAGAGGAGGUAAACUUCUCUAUUCCAACGCCUCCACCAUCACCUACUUCCACUUCUGUUCCUAUUACAACAACACCUUUCCCACCACCUAUUACUACUCAAUCACCACCUGUCACUACUAGACAACCCAUUUUCACUGAAACCAUUACUACCACCACCACAGGAAAACCUUCUGUCAAUGUUAACGGAUCUUAUGUGGGGGCAAAGAAUUCAAGUUUUGCAACUACUUAUACCACAUCUCCCAUUUCACCUCAGCCUCAACAUAGUUCUGAAGACCCUCUCAGUGCAGAUGGAUUGGACUUUGAUAUGUUUCAUUAUAGUGCGUUCUCCAUACAAGAAUAUAGUGAUGAUGAUGCUCCUCUUACUAAAAGGCAUCUUAAAUAUUUACAAUGGAACCUGGAUAGUCUUCUGGCAUCUUCUACUGUCUCUUCAAGCCAAGCUUACUCUGAAGCAUCAGUUAAGAAUAUGCUAAAUACUCUGGUGACAGAGCAUGCUGCGAACCUUCAACAAGCAAACAAGAGCUUAAUAUUGCGGAUGGUGAAAGAGCAUGCCGCGAACCUUCAACAAGCAAACAAGGCUGUUGAGAGCUCCACUCUUUCCAAUCAACAAGCGACCGAAAAAUCCGAUAAACUAAUCUCAGACACGAAGACUUUUAUCUCAGAGCUUAAUACUGCGGCUGAAGCAAAUGUUGUCAGGGAGAAUGAGGCCAUUUCGAAGCUUAACAAUUCGCUUAGAACUGAAUGA
Molecule: messenger RNA, 891 nt
Organism: Lactuca saligna
Lineage: Eukaryota; Viridiplantae; Streptophyta; Magnoliopsida; Asterales; Asteraceae
Source: the annotation of a GenBank genome assembly